AUGUCUUCGGGAGUGCUGCCCGUGGAGGUACCAGCAGGAGAUACUGAAAACCUGUCUCUAGAACUGCUGCCCACGGAGGGGCCAGGAGUAAAUCCUGAAAACCUGUCUCUGGAACUGCUGCCCGUGGAGGUGCCAGGAGCAGAGCCUGAAAACAUGUCCAAAGGAUUCCUGUUCACGGAGGUGCCAGGAAUAGAUCCUGAAAACAUGUCCAAAGGAUUCCUGCCUGUGGAUGUGCCGGGAGCAGAUCCUGAAAACAUGUCUAAAGGAUUCCUGCCCAUGGAGGUGCCAGGAGUAGAUCCUGAAAACAUGUCCAAAGGAUUCCUGCCUGUGGAGGUGCCAGGAGCAGAUCCUGAAAACAUGUCCAAAGGAUUCCUGCCUGUGGAGGUGCCAGGAGUAGAUCCUGAAAACAUGUCCAAAGGAUUCCUGCCUGUGGAGGUGCCAGGAGUAGAUCCUGAAAACAUGUCUAAAGGAUUCCUGCCUGUGGAGGUGCCAGGAGUAGAUCCUGAAAACAUGUCCAAAGGAUUCCUGCUCAUGGAGGUGCCAGGAGUAGAUCCUGAAAACAUGUCCAAAGGAUUCCUUCCCACAGAGCUGCCAGGAGUUGAUAUUGAAAACAUGUCCAAAGGAUUCCUGCCCAUGGAAGAGCCAGAAGUAUAUCCUGCAAAUAUGUCUCAAGAUUUGCUGCCCAUGGAGGUGCCAGAAGCACUCUAUUACAUGAAUAAAGGGAGGACCAUGAUACCAUCAAAUGCACUAGAGGAUGGAAACUCAGGCCUUGGUUCCAUGGGAGAUGGUGAAUGGCAAAGAAGGAAAGAUGACGGUACUGGGCCAGACCAAGGUGAUUUCAAGAUAGAAUCCUCUCCUUGCUACCUGUUGACCGUAAGGAUCAUCCGGAUGAAAAAUCUCCAACGAGUGGAUGCCUUAAGCCAGGCUGAUUGCUACGUGUCCUUGUGGCUGCCGACUGCGACGUGUGAAAGGUCACGCACUAAAACUGUGAGAAAUUCUGACAAUCCGGUGUGGAACGAAACCUUCUACUUCAGAAUCCAGAGUCAGGUCAAGAACGUGCUGGAGCUCACAGUGUAUGAUGAGGAUUUUGCUACUCCAGAUGACCAUCUCCUCUGUGCACUCUUUGAUACUGCUAAACUUCCACUUGAAAGAACAGUCAUCUUGUACUUCAAGUCUGCCCCAAAUGCCAAGGAGGAGCUAGAGGUUGAAUUCAAAUUGGAGGUCGCAUCUGGUCCUCAUGAAAUGAUUGCUAGCAAUGGAGUGCUGGUGUGUCGUGAACUUUGCUGCUUGGAAGUUGAAGUGGCAGAGAAGACAAAGCAAAAAUCAAGUAAAAAAGAGCUUUCCCUCACUGUGAAGGGCUCCUUUGAGGGGACACAGGACAUUGUGCUGGGCCCCAACGGAAUGGUCAGCCCGUCGUGUCCCACCGAGUUCCACUACAUCAAGUACGCGGAGCCGACACUGGAUGUCAUGCUGCCCAAGAAGAGGCGCUACCACCCUUGGUCCUGUAGGUACAGUACAGAGACGGGCUCCCCAGUCGUGAUGCUGAACUCGCUGCCCAUGGGAAGGAAAAUGACCAUUGCAGAGGAGAAAAGAUUUGACUUGAAUGUGACAGCCAAAACUUGUAAUUGUUCAUGCCACCAAGACCUGGACAUGCGCUUUGGGUUUAACUUGUGCUCUGAAGAGAUGGCUUUCCUGGAGAAAAGAAAGAGAUAUGUAGCAAGUGCUCUCAAAAAUGUUUUUCAUCUACCGCACGAUCUGCAGGAUCAGGAAGUCCCCAUCGUGGCCAUCAUCACGACAGGCGGAGGGCUGAAGUCAAUGACAGGAUUGUAUGGCAGCCUCAUGGGGCUCAAGAAGUUAAAUCUGCUGGACUGUGUAACAUACAUCAGCGGGCUGUCUGGCACCACAUGGACCAUGGCCAACUUAUACAGAGAUGCCUACUGGUCACAGAAGGACCUGGACUCACAUAUUGGUGAAGCCCAAAAACAAGCAACAAAAUGCAAGAUGGGCUGUUUCUCUAUGGAUCGCAUGAAGUACUACAACAAGCAGCUUUGCCAGCGGAAAGAAGAGGGAUACAGGACAUCAUUUAUAGAUCUUUGGGGUCUCAUGAUUGAGUACUUACUAAACGAUGGGAAAGACCCCCACAAGCUUUCAGAGCAGCAAGAAGCACUGUGUGAUGGCCAGAACCCACUUCCCAUCUAUGUGUCAGUCUGUGUCCGGGACAGUUACAGCACAAAUGAUUUCAAAGAGUGGGUGGAGUUCACUCCCUACGAGGUGGGACUGCUGAAGUACGGUGUGUUUGUUCGCACGGAGCAUUUCGGAAGCGAGUUCUUCAUGGGCCGCUUGUUAAAAAAGCUCCCUGAAUCCCGCAUCUGCUACCUUCAAGGUAUGUGGAGCAGUAUAUUUUCUGUGAACCUUUUACAAAUAUGGGGACUAUCCCACAGUUCAGAGGACUUCUGGAAGAGAUGGACGCAAGACAGAAUAGAUGAAGUUGAUGAAGACCCGGUGCUGCCCACAAGACCCCACGAGCUGAGGACUCGCAUGUACACCCCCCCUGGCCCCCUGUCCAGCGCCCUGCGGGGAGCACUGACCGACCGCUUCUCCGUCGCCCAGCACCACAAUUUCCUGAAGGGAUACCAGCUGCAUAACAGCUACAUGGAGAACGAGCACUUCUGUCGGUGGAAAGACACUGUGUUAGACUCACGUCCCAACCAGCUGAUGCAAAGUCCUGAUCAACUGGGCAUGAUAGAUGCUGGAUUUUUCAUCAAUACCAGCAGUGCACCACUUUUAAGGCCACAGAGGGAAGUGGAUGUCAUCAUAUAUCUAAGUUAUACUACUGGAUCACAUACAUCGUCUCUAGAUAAGGCGUGCAAAUACUACUCAGAGCAAAAAAUCCCAUUCCCAACAAUUUCUUUGACUGAUGAAGAUAAGAAAAAUCUGAAGGAGUGCUACAUCUUCCAAGAUUCAGAUUUGCCAGGGUGUCCAAUUGUGAUUUUCCUUCCCCUUGUGAAUGAUACCUUCCAAGAGUACAAAGCACCUGGUGUCAAGCGCUGUUGCUCAGAGAUGGAGGGAGGCCAGCUUGACUUGACCAGCUCCUGUUCCCCCUACUGCAUGUUCUCUGUCAGAUACACUGAUGAGAACUACUCCAAGCUGCUGAACCUCAGCGAGUACAAUAUCCUCAACAACUCUCAGAUGAUUAUGCAGGCCUUGCAAACAGCGAUGCAAAGGAGAAAGCAGAAAAUCUUUGUGGAACACAAAGUGCAGCCAGCCCUGGAAAACAAAGAGAACCUGAGACACAACUGGGAGCUGGUAACACUGGACGUGUGUGUGAACAUGACCACAAUGGACCAGGAUGGCAUUUUGUCUCAGGAGCUGAUCACUCAAACCUCUCAUCAAGGAGACAGAACUAUGCAGCUGAAUCCUGAUGGGAAUCAGUGGACUCCUCUUACAAAGACGGAAUCUUCUCUGUGUUACUUACUGACUGUAAGAGUCAUAAGAGCAAGAAAUAUCCACCAGGCAGAUGUUUUGAGCCAUACUGAUUGCUAUGUGAGCCUGUGGCUGCCAACUGCUUCAAACGACAGAUUUCAGACUAAAGCCGUCAAGAAUUGCAAAGAUCCAGUCUGGAAUGAAACCUUCUAUUUCAGGAUCCAGAGUCAGGUUAAGAAUGUGCUGGAGCUGGCACUCUAUGAUAAGGAUGUGGUUACUCAGGAUGACCACCUCUUCACAGUGUACUUUGACAUAGCCAAACUUUCCCUGGGAGAGGAGGUCUUCAUGCACUUCAAGUGUGAUUCACAGAGACGAGAGGAAUUGGAGGUGGGAUUUGCCUUGGAUAAUAUUUCGGGCCCUCCUGAAACAAUCAUUACUAAUGGAGUGCUAGUGUCUCGCAAAAUCUGCUGCUUAGAAGUUCAGGUGAUUGAGAAGAAGAAAAAGGAGAAGAAAUCAAAAAAAGAAUUCUCCUUUAAAGUGCAAGGCUCUUACGAAGGCACCCAGGACAUUGUGCUGGGAUCUAAUCUGGUCUUCAGCUCCUCCUCUCCUGCCAAAUUCCACUAUGCCAGAUACAAGCAGCCAAAACUGGAUGUUAUACUACCAGGGAAGAAACGACCUCCCUCCUCACACUCAUGUGUGUAUGAUACAGGCUGUCCAAAUGUGGAACUGCAUUCCAUUCCAAGUGGAAAAAACAUGAUCUUAGCAGAGGAUAAAAGAUUCGAUUUAUAUGCGAAAGCAGAAGACUGCCCAGACCACCUUGAUGUGCGUUUAGGAUUUGACCUCUGCAAACAGGAGCAAGACUUUCUCUGCAAAAGGAAGAAUUAUGUUAUUCCUGCUCUGAAGAAGGUUCUGCAGCUGGAACAGGAUCUGCUGGACCAUGAGGCCCCAGUGGUGGCUGUCAUGACCACAGGAGGAGGGAUGAGAUCCUUGACUGCACUCUAUGGCAGCCUGAGGGGACUCAAAAAGCUCAAUGUCUUGGACUGUGCUACCUACCUGACUGGCUUGUCUGGUACUACCUGGACCAUGUCAAACUUGUACAGAGAUGCUGAGUGGUCACAAAAGGAUCUCGACAAGCAAAUCAGUGAGGCUCGAAAACAUAUGACAAAAUGCAAAAUAAAUUCCUUUUCCUUGGAGUAUUUGAAGUAUUACAAAAAGCAGCUGUCCCAACGGAAAAGAGAGGGCCACAAAACGUCCUUUAUAGAUCUCUGGGGUCUUGUCCUGGAAUCUUUUUUGCAUGAUGGGAAAGACAGCCACAGACUCUCUGAUCAGCAACGGGCCAUUGAUCGUGGUCAGAACCCACUUCCUAUCUACACUGCAGUCAAUGUCAAGAACAACUACAGCACUCUGGAUUUCAAAGAAUGGGUGGAGUUCACCCCAUAUGAGGUGGGAUUGCAAAAGUAUGGAGUUUUUGUUCGCAGUGAGGAUUUUGGCAGUGAGUUCUUCAUGGGACGAUUGAUGAAGAAGGUCCCUGAAUCCAGGAUCUGCUUCUUGGAAGGCAUAUGGAGUAGUUUAUUUUCAUUCAAUGUGUUAUAUAUUUGGAAUUUGUCCCAUUCAUCGGAAGAUUUUUGGCACAGGUGGACCCGGGACCAAAUUGACAAUAUAGAGGAGGAGCCCCCGCUGCCCGUGGAGCCCCAGGAGCUGCGGACGCGGCUGUUCACACCGACGGAGCCCCUGGGCAGCGCCCUGCGCGCCGCGCUCACCGACCGCGCCUGCAUCGCCCAGGAACACAACUUCCUCACGGGCUUCCAGGUGCACCGCGACUACCUGGAGAACACGCAUUUCUGCAGGUGGAAAGAUACUGUGUUAGACACAUUUCCCAACCAGCUGACACAAUCAGAUGAAUUCCUGUCUCUGGUAGAUACUGGAUUUUUCAUCAAUACAAGCAUCAUGCCACUUUUAAAACCAGAGAGAAAGGUGGAUGUUAUCCUGCAUUUAAAUUACAGUGCAGGAUCCCAGAUACAGGCUUUGGACCAGACCUGCAAGUACUGCUCUGAGCAGGGAAUAAUUUUUCCCAGGGUGGAUUUGAGUGAAGAAGAAAGGAAAAAGCUGAAGGAGUGUUACCUCUUUGAUGGUGCUGAGACUCCAGGAGCACCAGUACUGCUAUUUUUCCCACUAGUUAAUGAUACCUUCCAAAAAUACAAAGCACCAGGUCAGAGGCGCUCAGAGUCAGAGAUGGAAGAUGGCAAAGUUGAUCUUUACGGCUGCUGCUCCCCAUAUUCAACAUAUUCCCUUCAAUACACUGAGAAGGCGUAUGACCGCCUGGUUCAGCUGGGGGAAUACAACAUCCUCAAUAAUGAAAGCCUCAUUAUACAGGCCUUGCACACAGCAGUGGCACGGAAAAGGCAGAUAAAGAAAUAA
Molecule: messenger RNA, 5841 nt
Organism: Cinclus cinclus
Lineage: Eukaryota; Metazoa; Chordata; Aves; Passeriformes; Cinclidae
Exons: 43
Coding region: 1-5841 (1946 amino acids)
Biological process (GO): glycerophospholipid catabolic process
Cellular component (GO): cytosol
Molecular function (GO): calcium-dependent phospholipid binding; calcium ion binding
Source: RefSeq, a predicted model, not a curated record